UUUUAAUCCGUGGGUGUGGUAGAGAGGGGAUGUAAUAGUCAGAAUACGCGAGGACUGCGCGCCAGUUAAAACACCCUCGCCGCCUCUCUGGUCCUCUUUCUCUAUGGGUGUAGUGACAUUCUUGGGGUACUAGCACGUGUGCGUGUUUUGUCCCCCACCCCCCAAUUGGGGCACUUGUCCCCCUGUUACCCCCCGUGCAAAAUAAAAAAUUUGUGCUGUUUUAAAAAAAAAAUCGGUUAAAAAAAAAUUUUUUUUUUUAAAUUAAAAUUUUGUUUUAUGAUACUAUUUAUAAUAUAAUGAAAACGGUUGUGAUUUGAGGAAACAAAAAUCGAAGGAUAAGUGAGAAUAGAAAGAAGAGAAAAUUAGUGAUGAUGGUGAUGAUGAUGAAGAUGGUGGUGAUGAUGAUGAUGAUGGUGGUGAUGAUGAUGAUGCUGAUGAAUGUUGAAUGCGGAAAUUUGGACACGAGGCGACACCAAAUAAUUAACGUGAUUGGCAACAGAAAGAAAUGAAGUUGUCCGUGUCGGCUUAUAGAGCACAGGCCAGCGCUCAACGGAAGAUCCUGUCCACCUAUCAGCAUCAGCUGAGUUACGGUGCGACCAGUCACGCUAAUUCUGCCCGGACCCCCUCUGAUCCCGCGGCGGUCCUUUCUAAUCUCAAGGUGGAUCGGGCGGAGAACGAGGAGGCCCAGGGGGGAGGUCUGGCGCCAUCUUCCGCUUACGGCAGCGGUCCAUCGAGUUCGAGAAUGGGCCCAGGGCCCGAUUCUGGAAGUAGUGGUCCGUCUUCGGCCCCGCAUUCGUUGGCCACGUCGCGCGACGAGGAAGACGACGAGGACGAGGAAAGUAGCGCGAGACGUACAAAUAGUCACAGCGACAGAUCUCGGUUUGCAGGAAUGCAUCGUAGACCAUCGCUGCAGAAGUCCUUCAGCAAUGGACUUGGAACAACGUCGACGACAUCCAAUUCCCUGGACAGCAUUUGCGGGGACUCGGGAAUACCGGAUGCUGCACGAAGACCCCGUAGUACCCGGGGAUCACAAAAAUGGAGUAAUGUUCGCGCAGUCAUGGCGCUCUAUUCCUCCCUUCGCAAGAUCAAGAGAACGAAGAGCAAUCAGCGUUGGAUGAAAUUAAGGACAACCGUUCAACUCUCCUCGGCAAUACAGACGAUCCAAAAGAAACCGCCAUUAAAACGUGAGGAUUCUUUUUUAAAGAGAUUUUCCACGAGACAAAUACCAGAGAGUCAGGAGACAUUGGACACUGCUGAGGGCGAGGGUGAUCCAGCGGACGAAAAAAAUCCCAACACACGACGACGACGUCCAAGAAGACCACAAAAACCACCUAAAACUGUUGUCAAUCCGGAUGAAAACUUUUAUUACUAUUGGCUGAUGCUCCUCUCAGUUUGUGUCCUUUAUAAUCUCUGGACGUUGAUAGUGAGACAAAGUCUCCCGGAAUUACAAGCCCUAGCACCAGCCGCCUGGUUAGCCUGUGACGGAUUCACCGAUCUUGUCUUCUUUCUAGACGUUGGUGUUCAAUUUCGUACCGGCUAUUUAGAACAAGGUCUCAUGGUCUACAACAAUAAAAAACUCGCCGGACACUAUGUUAAAUCGAAAUCCUUUGUAUUGGAUCUACUCGCACUAUUGCCACUCGAUUUACUCCAGGUGAACCUUGGCAGUAAUCCACUACUCAGGUUUCCACGAUUUCUCAAGAUCUAUCGAGUCUACAAUUACUAUUACAUGGUGGAGUCGCGAACAGUAUAUCCAAAUCUUUGGCGUGUUCUCAAUCUAAUUCAUAUUCUUCUAAUUCUUGCACAUUGGUUUGGAUGCUUCUACUAUCUACUGAGUGAGGCGGAGGGCUUUCAGGGCGACUGGGUCUAUCCUUAUCGACCUGGAGAGUACGCAACGUUAACUAGAAAAUAUCUCGGAUCACUCUAUUGGUCGACACUCACCCUCACGACGAUUGGCGAUCUACCGACCCCGGAAACCAACGCCGAAGUCAUAGCGGGCGGCAAUCCCCGGAGCCUCGCUCGUCGUGGCCGACUGUCCCGGCUUCUGCAGUUCAAGCAUAAUGGAGGAUAUGUCUUCACCAUCAUCAGUUACCUGAUUGGCGUCUUCAUAUUUGCGACAAUUGUCGGCCAAGUGGGAAACGUAAUAACAAAUCGAAACGCGAAUCGCCUUGAAUUUGAGAGACUAUUGGACGGUGCAAAAACAUACAUGCGACAUCAUAAGGUACCGGGCGGUAUGAAGAGACGUGUAUUACGUUGGUAUGACUACAGUUGGUCGAGGGGCAGAAUACAGGGUGGGGGCGAUAUCAACACUGCCCUUGGUCUACUGCCAGACAAGCUUAAAACGGAAUUGGCUCUUCACGUCAACCUUUCGGUACUCAAGAAGGUCACCAUUUUUCAGGAAUGUCAACCAGAAUUUUUGCAUGACCUAGUUUUAAAGAUGAAAGCCUACAUUUUCACCCCGGGCGAUUCGAUAUGUCGUAAAGGAGAAGUUGCACGAGAAAUGUUUAUAAUAGCUGAUGGAAUAUUGGAAGUAAUCAGUGAAACUGGCCGAGUACUCACAACCAUGAAAGCCGGGGACUUUUUUGGCGAAAUUGGAAUACUGAAUCUCGAUGGAUUGAACAAACGAACAGCUGACGUGCGAUCGGUUGGCUACUCGGAAUUAUUCAGCCUAUCACGAGAGGACGUUCUGGCGGCAAUGAAAGACUAUCCGGAAGCUCAAGAAAUUCUUCAAAACUUGGGUCGGAAACGACUAUUGGAAGCACAGAGGGUAGCGAGGGCUUUUCGACAACCAGCAUCGCCGGGACACGAUUCAUCGGACAAUAGCACUGGCAAAAGAAUAGUCGAUAAGCUCAAGUGCGAUGUGAAAGGAUUAAAGAACGUUUUGCGGAAGAGUCGACGAAACACGAGACCCGACGAGAGUCUGGAACUUCAACCACUGACGAGUAGAAUGGCUCCCUUGAGACGACAACACAAAGUCGAUGACAGUCAAGAGAUAACGAUUAUUUCCGAACCUCCGAUUUCGCCUCUUGGCGCUGGACUCCCAUUACUGUCGCGACUCCGACUCCUCAAGGAGAAGCAGGACCGUGAGGAGAAACGUGUCCUCAUGGAAAUACCAAAUCAAAUCGUGGAACAAUCUCAAUCUACCAUCGAUUCACAACCACCACCCACUCAGAAUGUUCCCCUCUUGCAGAGAAUUCUAAUGCUCAAAUCGAAAAGUGACAACGAGGCUCUCGGCGAGCGGGAAAUUAUCGUCAAGGAGCCACUCCUGACAAAACCAAUUAUCGAGGAAAGUGAACUUGAACAGAAACAAUCGUCGAGUUCGGAUUUGUCCGAGGUCGCCAAGGACGCUGCCACCUCAGCCGAUUAUGGCGUAUCGAAAAAGCCAUGGCAUCUGCUGAAGGACGCUUCCUUGACCACCAAGGACAUGUCCCCUCAGAAGAGUCCACCCGCAAGGCGGAUUCAAUUAAAACAAAGUCUGACCCACAUUCGACAGCAAACAAAAAUGUACGCCUCCGUUGAUGAUCUCUCACCUGAAUAUUGCGGUCUACCUUUCGUCAAAAAACUCAAGAUUCUAAACGAGAGACAAAAAUUAGCCGAACUCGAGAAGGCAGUGAGAAGUUCAAGUUUAGAUUGUGGUGAAUUGGCCGAAAUUGGUUUCGAUGGGAACUUAACUCGAAGUCACUCCGAGGCAUGUGCCAUUGAAUAUGCAAGAAAAUUGGCAAAAUUAAAUAGAUAUCGUCGUGCAAUAUCAUCACCAGAUCAAUUAUCACCGGAGAACGAGACACUCGAACGAAGAAAUUUAAAAAGUAUUCUCAAGAAAUUAUCAGCUGAGAGUAGAACUGGAAGUUCGGAGGUAUCGGUGACGAGUACACCAGACAGAGAAAGGGCAACGGCAGAAUUUCGAAGAUUGAUGCGUGCCCCAACGAUAGAGGGCUACGCGGCAAGACACUCGAAAUUAUCGAAAAGCGUCACUUUCAAUAAGUACACACUUCAGAGUCCACCGUCCGAGGAAUCACCUAGCAACUCACCGUUGUCGAGUCAGGGUCUUUCUCAUUCCCAGGACCAGAUCUCACUGCCACCGCCCAAUAAAAUUAGUUUCCGUCCUCUGGGCAGUGGGGAACUACAAAUGGUUCCUAGGCAAAAGGAAGACGACUUCUUGGGGGAACUCAUCACCGGAAUCAAAGAUGUCGUUCAAUCAAGAGUGGAUGAAAUUCAACUGAGGUAUCAAAAAGAUUACACAUCAUUGGAGCUGGAGAUUAGAAAACGCGACGAAAUAAUCUCCCAGCUGCAAAUGCGAAUAAUCCAACUGGAGCAGCAAAAGUCUCGCAGUUGUGAUGAUUCGGACGACAGUACAGAGGCUGAGGGUUCAAUGGAGGAGGACAUUGUGGAGGAUCGUGAGGAUCAUCCAUUUAUGCGUGACGGUUCAGUUGAUACUGUUCUUUCGGCGCAGCAACCGCGCUUAAGACAUUCAUCACCAUCAACGGAUUCGUCGAUUAAUCGAAGAUCCUGGGAGGAGCACUCCGAGGAGGAGACACUUGAACUUCAGGAUCUUCCGCGAUCAAUUACACCCCAAAGUAUUUGGAAGGAGGACGUAGCGAUAGAUGUUGAUAGUGAUUUAAGUAGAUCAGAUGAUGAUAUUGCUGGUGGUGCAGCAAGGUGCAGUGACACUGAUGACGAUGAUGAGAGUGCACAUAAUAAUUGGGAAGUGACAAUGUUGGCUCAACAACUUGAGGCAAGAAGAAAAAGUAGCGGAAGUUCGAGAUCGGGUUCCUAGCGCAUUAAUGAAUUUCUCGAAAUACUCUACUAUUACAAAAACACUGAGAAUCCGAGGGUAUGGCUAAAUCCAUUAGAGCGAGACGCUAAUGCACCUUUUUGCGAAGACGAUUGUCCUUAUUUGGGUUUUAAUAAUCUGAAAAUCUGUAACGAGACAAUGAUGUAGUUUCUUUGGUUUAUUUUCCCAAACUUCAACUCUUUCUUUUAGGGGAUUUUUUUUCUUAUUUUUCCCCCAAGGGUAAAAAUUGAUAUUUUUAAACGAAUAACUAGUCUCGCUCUUUUGGAUAAAAGUGCACAAAGUUUUCUUAGAAGAAUACAGUUUUGUCAUCUAAUAUUCGAAAAUCUCUGAACAAAACUGCUAUAAUAAAAAAAAUUUAUACGAGCUCUAUCUCUCUCUCUCAUAAAUAAUAUUGUAAUCAGUGUAGAUAGGAAAAAUGAAAAUUGCUUCUAAAUUUUUGUUUCCCUUUUCUUAACAACAAAAAUAGAAAAUACAUGUAAAAAAUCGAAUUCCCCCUUUACUAGCGUGUAUGUGUGUUUAUUAAUAAAAGCUAUUUUCUAUGGACACGUUUUUCGUUAUAGAUUCCAUAUUUUUCUACAUCUCUCGGAUUUACUUUUGUACAUUCCAGCGUAGAGUCGUAAUAGGUUUAUUAUAAAAAGAAAACACAGUAUUGACGGACUCGACGAAUUACACUCUCUCACAACUUGAUUUUUGAAUUGUAAAUAUUCACAGGUGCCUGAAAGAAUGUAUUACUUGGGAUAUUUAGAAUUUAAAUGGCGAAAAAGAAAAUGAAAUAAAAAAGAGUCAAA
This is a messenger RNA of Leptopilina heterotoma, 5577 nucleotides long. RefSeq lists its product as uncharacterized. Lineage: Eukaryota; Metazoa; Arthropoda; Insecta; Hymenoptera; Figitidae. The record is from RefSeq and is a predicted model, not a curated record. Bases 506 to 4771 code for a protein of 1421 amino acids. Gene Ontology annotation, cellular component: membrane. Gene Ontology annotation, molecular function: monoatomic ion channel activity; protein-containing complex binding. The transcript is spliced from 10 exons. Gene Ontology annotation, biological process: monoatomic ion transport; transmembrane transport.